Molecule: messenger RNA, 702 nt
Organism: Oenanthe melanoleuca
Lineage: Eukaryota; Metazoa; Chordata; Aves; Passeriformes; Muscicapidae
Product: nematocyst expressed protein 3-like
Exons: 2
Coding region: 1-702 (233 amino acids)
Source: RefSeq, a predicted model, not a curated record
AUGCUGGGGCUGCCGCGCCCGGCGGUGCGGGCGGUGGGCAGGAAGCGCUCCCUGAAGCCUCCGCUCCUCCCGCGGCGGCGGCUCCCGGCUCCGGGAGGGGGAGGAGGAGGAAGAGACGGGCCAUUAGGGGAAGUGGCACGGAUCGAUGGCCGGGGCCGCGCCCAGCGCCGCUCCCUCCGCGCGGCGCGGCUCGGCCGCCGCUUCCUCCCGCAGCCGCUCGCCCGGGCCCGGCUCGCCCGAGUGACGCGUGCCGCGGCCAAUGACAGCCGCGGGGCUGCCGGGGGCGGGAGCGGCACCAGCACCGGCCCGCCGGGAGCCACUGCCGGCCCUCGCCCCGGGGCUGCGGGAGCGGCACCAGCACCGGCCCGCCGGGAGCCACUGCCGGCCCUGGCCCCGGGGCUGCGGGAGCGGCACCGACACCGGCCCGCCGGGAGCCACUGCCGGCCCUGGCCCCGGGGCUGCGGGAGCGGCACCGACACCGGCCCGCCGGGAGCCACUGCCGGCCCUCGCCCCGGGGCUCGUAGCGCCCCGCUGCCCGCGGCGCGGCCCUGCCGGGCGGGCCCUCCCCGCUCCCGCCUCUCCCGGGAGUCUCUCCCGCUCCUCGCACCGGUAAUUACAGCGAUGGAACGGGGGGAGGACGUGACCAGCCGAGCCCCGGGCUCGGCACCACGGGACCGCUCCGCGCCCCACCGGCUGCCCUGA